Messenger RNA from Scleropages formosus (Asian bonytongue), 1585 nucleotides. Its product is annotated as myelin proteolipid protein-like. Gene Ontology annotation, biological process: central nervous system myelination; axon development. Gene Ontology annotation, molecular function: structural constituent of myelin sheath. The transcript has 7 exons. The record is from RefSeq and is a predicted model, not a curated record. Gene Ontology annotation, cellular component: plasma membrane; myelin sheath. Lineage: Eukaryota; Metazoa; Chordata; Actinopteri; Osteoglossiformes; Osteoglossidae. The coding region runs from base 275 to 1051 and encodes 258 amino acids.
CACACUCGCUCCUUGUUGUGAUGGUUUCAGACUUUGGAGACAGGGCUGGACUUGGUACAGGCUCAUUGCCACAGCGCUCGAGGCACCGGACUUGAGCACCGCGGUACUUAGACGUGGCCUUACGCACGCGGUCCCUGGUAGACGCCGAGGGUCUUCCGCACUCGAGAGGUCAAGAGCACAAUCAGCAUGACGGGAGGGAUCUGACCGAAGUCGUGGCGAAAACCAGGCCUGCUUUGCGCUCCUUCUUUUGGCUCUAAGAGAUUGAAAGCGACAAAUGAUUCCAUUCAGAGCACCUUGGCUUCUUGGAACAUUAGGUUGUUACGAUUGCUGUGUCCGCUGCCUUGGGGGGGUGCCAUAUGCAUCCCUGGUGGCCACACUGCUAUGCUUUUCGGGUGUGGCGCUGUUCUGUGGCUGCGGCCACGAGGCUUUGGCCGAGACGGAGACGCUCGUCGAGACUUACUUUGCCCGCAACCCGGAGGACUACAUCACCCUGGCUUCCUUUAUCGAGUAUUUCCAGUACGUCAUCUACGGCUUGGCUGCCUUCUUCUUCCUCUACUGUAUCCUUCUGCUGGCGGAAGGCUUCUACACCACUAGCGCCGUGAAGCAGACCUUCGGGGAGUUCAGGAGCACCAGAUGCGGCCGCUGUCUCAGUACAACGUUUGUCGUCGCGACGUACACCUUGGCUGUUAUCUGGCUGGUGGUGUUUGCCGUCUCAGCGGUGCCUGUGUACUUCUUUUACAACAUGGCCUAUGCAUGCCACACUAUUAACAUCCUUUCUGAGACAACGGCAAGCCUUACCCAGCAUGCCUGGGUGUGCAUUGAUGCCCGGCAAUUCGGACUUCUGCCGUGGAGUACAACACCUGGGAGGGUGUGUGGAUCCACCCUUGUAGCUGCUUGCAAAACUAAGGAGUUCUUCUUGACUUAUGACCUGUACAUAGCCGCCUUUGCAGGAGCAGGAGUCACCCUUCUAGCUCUGUUCCUGUAUAUUACCUCCACCACCUAUAACUUUGCCAUCCUGAGGUUUCUGGGCAGAAAGGGCAUACGGUGUUAGGCACUUCAUGUUGUUUUGAAGCAACUCCCCCCCCCACGUGCCCCACUUCGCUGCACUUUUCCUUUUGACCAGGCCUUACAGGGAUCAUCCAGGAGCCUCAUGAAACUCUUGCAUCCCUCCUCCACUUAGUGAACUGCCUAAAAACUGAGACAAAACCAUUGUUGUUUACUUGAAGGGCUCCCAGGACUGAAAUGUGAUUAUUUGCUGAAGAGAAGUCUGAGUUGAAUACACAGCUCCUGUACAUUCCUGUAUAAUAUGUAGCCACUAACUUCAUUUUCAGAUAUUCUAAGAGUGCCAUUUUCUUUUCAUUAUGUACUUAAUGUUUUCUUUUUUUUUUUUAAAGCUAGUCUAAUGCUGUUUAUAUGUUGCAAGGAAAUGUCUGCAUAACAGUCUCUACUCUCUUUAUAUGCAUAAGUGACAAGGGAAGAGAUGCAUGAAAGCAUGAAAAAUUGAAAUGCUACACAACCAAUAAUUUAAUAAUUCUGAAUACUAUAUAAAACAUUGACCCUGAAAAUUACACCGCAAUAAUAAAAA